AUUAUACAAUAAACGUCAAUUUGACAGGAAUUGUAAUCUCGUGUCAACAGUGCUUAUGUACCGAAAAUGGAAUUAUUUUUAUUAUAAUUAAAUAAUUUACGAUAUAAACAUGAGCGAAUCAGAUGCGGAUGAAGAAAAUUUUAUUAGAUAUGGCACACCAUUGGAGCCUUUCGAGGAAGAUGAAGUUCCAACCAAAAGGAAGUAUCAACAGCAACCAGAUCAAUAUGCGGUUGAUGAGCAUGGCCGGAGACGUUUCCAUGGUGCGUUCACAGGUGGUUUCUCUGCUGGGUUCGGAAACACAGUGGGUAGUGCUGAAGGAUGGACUCCAGCUACCUUCAAGAGUUCCAGAUCUGAGAAGGCGCAGCGUACGAAUCAAAGACCAGAAGACUUCAUGGAUGAAGAGGAUAGAGGGGAGCAUGGCAUCGCACCGCGCCACAUGCAGACACACAGUGAGUUCUCUGGACAGAAGAGAACUCGCCCACGACAGUACCAUGACGGGCCUAUACCUGGUGAGCCAGUAUUAGAGCAGUUAGUGCAAGCAGUCCACGAGACGGCUGCAGUGAAGAUGCUGCGCGCGAUGGGCUGGAGACAGGGCCAGGGGACCGGCGAGAGGGUGUCCGGACAGCAAAAGAAACGCGCACGAGACCAACACAAAGUGUAUGGAUGCUAUAUACCGCCUGAGAUGAGACCAGUGAGUAGCAUAGCCUGUAUUAUCGAGAAUACACAAACAGAAGACGACAAUGACAGUUCAAGUUCAGAGGUCGAUUACGACACCCUCUUCGCGCCAGACGAUUACGAACCUUACAUUCUACACCGUAAGAACGAUCGUUUCGGCCUCGGUUACUCUGGCCUCAGCCGUCACUCGGUGCUUGGGAAUCUGGUGGGCGAGUAUGGGAGCCAACCUAGCAGUUCGAGAAGUCAUUUGGCUAUGAAAGAGAAAGGGAGAAAGGUGUCGAUCCGCGGUCAAGCGUUCGGCGUCGGCGCAUUCGAGGCGGAGGAUGACGAUAUAUACGCGUCUGAAGAUAUGUCGCACUACGACUUCUCGCUCGGCGGAACUGACAGCAAAACUGACAGGAAGCCUGUCAGGGAGAAGAGUAAUAAUGUGCUAGAAGGGUUCGUGAAGUCGUCUGCGCCGCUGCCGUCAGUCCCGUCGUACCCUGCGCCGGCGCUGCCACGCGACUACCGGCCGGCCGCGGCGGGGGCGCGACGCUCGCGGUUCGAACCCACCGACCAACCGCAGAGGGAUCAGGGGUUAGGACGUCACGAGCUAACAGCAGAAGCUAGAGGCGCUUUGCUCGGCGAAACCCCACUAACGAAACAACCUGAACCAUCGACAAAAACUAUCGAUAAAGAGGAAGCACUACUCAAAGUACUGGGACGCAAUGUCAACUUUGUUUCAAAGGACACAGAAAAUAAAUCGAUAGAUUUCAUCCCUAUAACCGACUCUGGAAAGGAGUUGACAAAAGUUUUCAAACCAUUUGCGAGUGAUCGGAAGAAGCAAGCUCGAUAUGAGAGGUACCUUGUCGAUAAAGCGGUGGUGUGGGAAAGAGACGGCGAGAGCGAUAGCCUUACCGAGUGGGAGCGAGAGAGAGAGAUGGUAGAGUUCGAACAGGCUGCUAAAUUGUAUAAACCGUUGAGCGGAAUUAUGGGGGACAGGUUCACCCACGCGUCAGAGCCGGACGAAGCUCUUAACCCACUAUCCGCCGUAGCCAAGAGCAGCAUCAAUUAUGGUCUAGCCACGCGCGAGCAGACGGAGGCGGCCGCGAGGGGAGUGUACGGCGUCAUGACCCGCCGGGAGGCGCCGUGGCGGCCCGACUCGCUCGUCUGCAAGCGGUUCAACGUGCCGGAGCCGGGCGGAGUCAGGCAAGAAGAGAAGAAAGAUGAUAAGCCGAAAGUAUCUUAUUCAAUAUUCUCCUAUAUGGAAUCGUCUGUCCACGACAAAGACAGCUUUACUAAAGAGCAAAGCACGUUCAGCGGCUCAAAAUCACAGAGAGAACCUCCGAAACCAUCUCAAGCAGAACCAACAAGCAAUACUGAUGAAAUUGCAACAAAAACUGACGAGACCACGUCAAGCAAAGGAAUCGAAAAGUUAUUCAAACCAGAGAUAACGUCAACAGGCUUCAGAAAGAGACUGACGGUAGCCGAACUUUUCUUAAAAGAAUCGGAAAUGAAUAAAGACCAAGGUAAAGAAGUAACGGAAACUAUAAACAAAUUCGAUAAAAUGGAUUUGUAUAAAUCGAUAUUUCUCAGUGAUAGUGAGGACGAGGAACCCAUUCCAGAUAAAAAUAAAACAGACUUUAUCGAUGUGCCAAAGAACGUAGAAAGGAACACGUCCCCACCGCGUGGUAUAUUCGCUAAUAUAAACUUCGACGAAUUAAAUUCUUGGAAACGGAACGACGAUAAACCACCGACUGGCACAAAAAAAGACGAGGAAAAAAUUGAGGAAAAAGAUUCAAAUUCAAAUGAAGAACAAUAUUAUGGUCCGAAGAUACCGGAUAAUUUGAAAAAGAGGUUGGAAGCGGAUGUCGGUGGUGUAGUUACUGCUGUGCAAGAAAUAGAUUCAUCAUCGAGUUCGGACUCGUGGGUGGAUGUUAAAGAAGUGAAAAAAAAGAAAAAGAAGAAAGUCAAAAAACAUAAGUCCAAGCAUAAGAAAAAAAAUUCUAAACAUAAGAAAAAGGAUAGAUAGGUUUUAUGCAAUAAAUUAUUUUAGUAAUGGU
Messenger RNA from Manduca sexta (tobacco hornworm), 2717 nucleotides. RefSeq names its product G patch domain-containing protein 1 homolog. The transcript is spliced from 10 exons. Gene Ontology annotation, molecular function: RNA binding. Gene Ontology annotation, biological process: mRNA processing. Gene Ontology annotation, cellular component: nucleus. Lineage: Eukaryota; Metazoa; Arthropoda; Insecta; Lepidoptera; Sphingidae. The record is from RefSeq and is a predicted model, not a curated record. The coding region runs from base 110 to 2686 and encodes 858 amino acids.